CUCUGCAGGACGGCAAGUGCAACCACCAGGUCCCUCGAAAAUCCGUCGCAAUGGCUCUCGUGCAGACCAACCCGGACGCUUACACUAUCAAGCCAGAGGCUUCUGCCCCUGCCAUCGACACCAGCGACUGGCCGCUCCUGCUUAAGAACUACAGCGACCUGCUCGUACGCACGUCGCAUUAUACUCCCAUCCCGCAAGGAUGCGCGCCCCUUGCGCGUGAUAUCAAGUCGUACAUUUCUUCCGGUGUCAUCAACCUUGACAAGCCCUCGAACCCUUCUUCCCACGAAGUCGUAUCCUGGAUCAAGCGCAUGCUCCGCGUUGAGAAGACCGGUCACUCGGGUACACUUGAUCCCAAGGUCACAGGAUGUUUGAUCGUGUGCAUUGACCGUGCUACACGUCUCGUUAAGUCCCAGCAGGGUGCUGGUAAGGAGUACGUCUGCGUCAUCCGCCUUCACGACAAGCUGCCCGGUGGCGAGGCGCAGUUUGCACGUGCCCUUGAGACCCUCACUGGUGCUCUCUUCCAGCGUCCCCCGCUCAUCUCCGCCGUCAAGCGUCAGCUUCGUAUCCGAACCAUCCACGAGAGCAACCUAUACGAAUUCGACAAUGAGAGGCAACUUGGUGUUUUCUGGGUCAGCUGCGAGGCUGGCACCUACAUCCGUACUCUUUGCGUUCACCUGGGUCUGUUGCUCGGUGUCGGCGCCCAUAUGCAGGAGCUGCGCCGUGUGAGGUCUGGUGCCAUGGACGAGACCAAGGACUUGGUCACUCUUCACGAUGUACUCGAUGCCCAGUGGAUCCACGACAACAACCGCGACGAGUCUUACCUCCGACACGUCAUCUCUCCCCUCGAGAGCCUUCUCACAAGCUACAAGCGCAUUGUCGUCAAAGACAGCUCUGUCAACGCCAUCUGCUACGGUGCUAAGCUCAUGCUUCCGGGUCUUCUCCGCUUCGAGAAGGGCAUUGAGAUCCACGAGGAAGUCGUCCUCAUGACCACCAAGGGUGAGGCUAUCGCCCUCGCCUACGCACAGAUGUCCGCGGUCGAAAUGACAUCUUGCGAUCACGGCGUCGUCGCAAAGAUCAAGCGUGUUAUCAUGGAGCGCGACCUGUACCCCAGGCGAUGGGGCAUGGGCCCGGUUGCCACUGAGAAGAAGAAGAUGAAGGAGGCUGGCACACUUGACAAAUUUGGCCGUCCCAACGAGAAGACACCCGCCAAAUGGAACACCGAGUACAAGGACUUCAACAGGACCGACGUCGAGUCCGCACCUCUUGCCGAGACUACCUCGACCGCCGAAAUCCUCGCUACCCCUGCUGUUGCGCCCACUGGUGAGGAGCCUGAGGCCACAUCUGAGAAGACCAAGAAGCGCAAGCACGAUGAAGAGGAGACAGCCGAGGAGAAGGCCGAGCGCAAGCGCAAGAAGAAGGAGGAGAAGGCAGCGAAGAAGGCCAAGAAGGAGAAGAGGAAGAGUAAGGCUGCUGAAGAAGACAGCGACUCCGAUUGAGCAGCUGGUGCUAUGUUGUGAAUUAUCGAUUAUCUCGGCCCGCCAACAGCCCCAUGCUGUUGUUCGAUCUACCAGCGAUGUACACAACAUCUGUGUGCAUAUUGCACAUCUCACUGUUCUGGAUACCUGCUCAAGUAGCAUACGGAAAAUCGUAUUCGGGAGCCGGCGUUAUUGGUUGGCAUGAAGGAGUUAGGCGCGUCAAAACUUUUGCAUGAAGGGCGGACGACUAGGUGUACGAACAUGAUUACUGCGUUGACAGACAUGUCGAUUCAAUUCGAGGUUCUAGCUGUAAAUGUCGAAGUAGAAGCUCUAAGAAACAUUCACAAACUCCAG
Molecule: messenger RNA, 1829 nt
Organism: Didymella exigua CBS 183.55
Lineage: Eukaryota; Fungi; Ascomycota; Dothideomycetes; Pleosporales; Didymellaceae
Product: putative rRNA pseudouridine synthase
Exons: 4
Coding region: 51-1496 (481 amino acids)
Biological process (GO): rRNA pseudouridine synthesis; snRNA pseudouridine synthesis; box H/ACA sno(s)RNA 3'-end processing
Cellular component (GO): box H/ACA snoRNP complex
Molecular function (GO): pseudouridine synthase activity; RNA binding
Source: RefSeq, a predicted model, not a curated record